This is a messenger RNA of Dermatophagoides pteronyssinus (European house dust mite), 3592 nucleotides long. RefSeq lists its product as uncharacterized. The record is from RefSeq and is a predicted model, not a curated record. Gene Ontology annotation, molecular function: nucleic acid binding. NCBI's taxonomy places the organism in Eukaryota, Metazoa, Arthropoda, Arachnida, Sarcoptiformes, Pyroglyphidae.
GUAGCUCCCAAAAUAGUUGUAAACGAUAACAAAAAAAAAAUUUCUGUUGAGCAAUUUAUUAUCAUUUCAUCAACAACAAAAAAAAAUUGAUUGAUCUUCAUAGACAACAACAAAAAAAAUAUAGAUCUCUAUAUAGUUUUUUUUCUGCUUCUCAUUGUAAUAAAUGUCUUCAAUUAAUGAUGAUAAUAUGGCUACAGUUUCGACAAAAACAACUUCAUCGAAAUUGGUUCAUACAAAUCAAGAGCAGCAACAAGAUGAUAAUAAAUCGAAUGGUGACAGUCACAGGGAACAACAUCAAUUACAAUCAUCGACAAUGAUUAAUAAUAAAUUACGAAAAUCGACAAUGAAAAAACAACAAGAGGAAAUUGAUGAUUUAAAUAUGGUCGAAAAUAAUGAAUCAUCAUCAUCGAAUAAUGUGAUAAAAGAAAAUUCAAUUACAAUGAAAGAAAUGAAAGGACAUUCAAUAUCUAUUUGUAUUGAUUCAGUCGAUGAGCUGGAAACAAAAAAUGCUGAUGAUGAAAUUGUUACCAUUAUGCAAGAAUCAAAUAACAAUGAUCAAUCAAUAAAUGAAAAUGUCAUCAGUAGCUUAUCAAAACAAUUUAUUGAUGGAUUAAUAAUCAACGAUACAAAUGAAUCGAAUGGUAAAAAUCGUGAUAAUUCUGUUCGGCCAAAAUCAACGCACAGUAUGGAUGGCAGUUUGAAAAAACGUUCAAAACCUUUGAUUCGUAGUGGUGCUGUACGUGAAUCAAGUUUAUCGCCAUCACCACCACCCAUUCAAUUAUCGAAUGGUGGAAGUAAUGAAACAUUGAAUUUGAUAAAAAAUGUUGGUUCAUCAACAAAUCAUUUGACUGUGGCUUACAGCACUGUUUGUGGCAGUAUUAUCAAUAACGGAAAUAAUACCGUAUCUGGAAGUAACAUUAGCCAACCAAUAAGUUUAACAACAAGCAGUAAAAAUAGUUCCAUAAUAAGUAGCAAUACAUCAUCGCCAAGUCUUUCAAGAGAUUCAAGUAGUGAAAUUCAGGAAAUUUCCGUUGCCGAGGCAAAAACAUUUCUUACAGAAACUUUGAAAAAAAGUUUGAAAGAUCGACAAUUCCUAUAUAAAAUUGAACAGGAUCUCGCACAAUUUCUUAAUGAUACAACUCGUGAUACGUUGAAAAUUCAGCAAGCAUCUUCCUAUAAUCGAAUGUUGAUUCAUAAAACAGCCGAUUAUUAUCAGCUUGAACAUUUAGUUGAUCAAGCUCAUUCGUCAGUUAUUUUAACGAAAAAUUCCAAUACACGACAACCAGAUGAAUCAUUCAAAGAGAUGAUAGCUAAAGAUCAACGAGAUGAAACAAUUGGACAGAAAAAAUCUAUAUUGAAACGAGAUUCAACAUCGUUAGAUGAUUCACCUGGCAGUUCAUUUGAUAAGGAUAAAAGUCCGGAUAAUUCAUUAUUAUUGAAUGGUGGUGGUGCCAGUCUUGUGAGUGGUGGUAGUGGAUGUGGAACAGGAUCACUAUCCGAUUCAUCACGAUCAAGAUCAUUAGAAGAACGUGAAGAGAAUUAUGAAAAAGUUCGUGCACGAAUUUUCAGUCAACAAGAUGCAAAGGAUGCCGAUUCUUCUUCAUCACAAUCAUCAAAAUCUAAGCUACAACUUCAAACUGGCAAUGAAGAAAAUUCCGAUAACAAAUUGAUACAAUCACCACAACAACCAGUUGAUAGUUCUAGUCUUGAUUCAAACAGUCAAAACAAUAAUUGUGAUACAAAUGAAAAUGUAUUGGAGAUUAUCGACACCAAUAUUACGAACAUUGUUGAUAAUGAUGAUGAUGAUGAUGGUGGUGGUGGUGGUGAUGAUGGCCAGCAAAAACAACCAUUAAUUGAUAAAAAAGAAAAUAAUAAUAACAAUAGCCAACAGAUGAUGCAACGGCGUAAACCUCAGAAUUCGUAUGUCGGUUCAAAUUCAAACCGUAAUGGUGGUAAAUCAGGUGGUUAUACUGGUAGAGUUAAUAAAUAUCAUAAUAUGUAUCAUCAUCAGAGUUAUCAACAUCAUCAAUCAGCACAGCCACCGUUUCAUCCUCCGCCGGCUACUCAGCCAUAUUAUAAUUAUCAACCACAAUCAUACCAUCAAUCGUCAUCAUCUCAUCAAUCUGCCGCAUCGUACAGGCCUGCCAAUCCUUCUCAUCAUCAUCAUCAUCAUCAAAAUCAAUAUCAUUCACAACGAUUCGAUAGUUCCAAUCAUAACAAUAAUAAUUCCAAUCAUCAACAUCCUCAUUCAAGAGGUCCUUAUCGAUCUAAUGUGAUGAAUAAUAAUCCUAAAAAUAACCCUUAUCAUCAAACAAGUGGUGGUGGUGGUGGAUAUAAUGCAAGACAUUCACAUCCCGGUACUAGUCAACUUCAUCAUCAUCAUCAUCAAUAUCAAGGUGGAACUGGAAAUUUUGGCAGCCAUCAUCGUAUGAAUCAUCCAUCAUCGAUGUCAUCCAUCCAUCAGCUAUCAAAUCAACAGCCACCGGCUCAUCAUUUGAUAGAGCAACAGCCUAACCCUUAUGCUCCUUAUUUACGUGUUCCGGGCGUUACAGCAUACAAUCCAUAUAUGGAUCCGAAUGCCAAUAAUCAAUAUCAAUAUUUGCAUUCAAUCCCAAAUGAACAGUUUUAUACCUACAUGAAUCAAUCGGCAAUGGGUGGAAUACAACAGCCACCAUCCCAUUCGACACCAUUGUUGGCUAAUCCUCCAACACAUCAAAUCCUUCCACAUCAAUCUUCAACAAAUGUGCCUCCAAAUAAUACGAAUAUUACUUCCACAGCUGGACAGCCAAAUCAUCAAUAUACUCUUUCUAUUGCCAAUGGUUAUCCGAUGAUGUAUGGUCCAAAUAUUCAAUCUGCGAUGCAACAUCAAUCGAAUCCUAAUUCUCAUGUGCCAUAUUCGCAUCCGCUUCCUCAUAGCCUUGUACCACCAUCACAAGCUAAUGUUUCACCAUCAUAUUCGAUUAUCAAUCCAUAUGGAACAAUUCCAAUGAAUUUGAUUGCACAACCAAAAAUGGAUGAAACAAUACAAUCAUCGCAACAGAAAACUGAUAUUCGCCGAAAUCAAUUGGGUCCAAAUGGUCAUCAACUAAACAAUGGACAACCACCGCCGAUUGAUACAUCAUUAUCGUAUGAUCGAAUCGCUCAAGUACAUUAUCCGCAUACAUGCAAAGCUAAUUCGCAGCCACAAGCUGCAAUACAUAAUGUUUGCUAUAAUAUCCCGACUAAUGUUAAUACUGCCAAUGAGGUAAAAAACUCACCAAUCAUUGGCUCUAGCAUCAAAACCAAUAAGCAAAAAUGUCAACAGCAGUAUUCAAUGACAGGACAUGGAAAUGGUGGAUCUCAUCAACAUCAACAACAAUUAGCGAAACAAUCACGAUCGACGGCAAGAAAUCAUGAUAAUAGUAACAAUACUCAGCAACAGACCAAUAAAUUGGUGACCAAAAUGGCAACAUCAAAAUGAAAUCAAUAUUUGGAUUUGUUUUUUUUUUGUUUAGUGAAUGUGUUCAUCGCAAUUUCGUUUUUUUUAAAGUUGGCAUCUUUGUAUGAUAUAUAGAGGAUUUAGGCUAUUGAAUGAAAUUUUUUUUGUACAUUG